Toxoplasma gondii ME49 is the source of this 16116-nucleotide messenger RNA. Its product is annotated as type I fatty acid synthase, putative. The record is from RefSeq and is a predicted model, not a curated record. The coding region runs from base 1 to 16116 and encodes 5371 amino acids. Gene Ontology annotation, biological process: fatty acid biosynthetic process. The transcript has 12 exons. NCBI's taxonomy places the organism in Eukaryota, Apicomplexa, Conoidasida, Eucoccidiorida, Sarcocystidae. Gene Ontology annotation, molecular function: 3-oxoacyl-[acyl-carrier-protein] synthase activity; phosphopantetheine binding; fatty acid synthase activity.
AUGACGUCUGACCUCACUCAGGCUUUACUAUCCUGUCUUGAGGCUGUAACUGAGCCAGACAGCGAGGACACCCCCAACCAAAGGACUGACGCUGAGUACCGCUUCUGCGCUGUUCGUCAAGAUGAUAUCACAUUCGCAGAGUUUCUCAACCGUGUGUCGGUUCAGUUCGAAGUGCCAAUCGGGCCACUCGCGGCGAAGGAUUACGAGAGCUUUAGCUCGUUCGUCUUCCACAUCUGCGAGCUGAAGAAAGAAAAGCAAGUCAACGUCAAAACCUCUAGUCAUCACAUCAUACACAGGACAAACCGUUACUCCACUGAAAAUGAAAAAGCCUCCAUUUCGAUUGUGGGCAUUGCCUGUCGGCUACCAGGAAACGCAAAAAACCCUGGCGAUUUCUGGACGGUUCUUGUGGAGGGUAUAGACGCUAUUGUGCCAAUACCCUCAAAGCGAUGGAACCACAAGGAGUUCAGCGAGGGACACAGCGAACGAGGGACGAUAUACGUCAAGGAGGGAGGUUUCAUAGACGGUAUCGAGAAAUUCGACAAUGGUUUCUUCAAAAUUUCUUCGUCUGAGGCAAGAAGGAUGGAUCCACAGCAACGAAUGCUUCUUGAGCUGUCGCACGAGGCAUUCGAGUCCGCCGGUCUACAAGCUAUUACGGAUGACAACCACAAGUUCGGUGUGUUUGUGGGGUGUUCUUCUUCUGAAUGGCCUUUUGACGCUGCAGCAAAUGGCUACGGACGGGGUGAAGGCGCCGUCGUAUUUCUCUUGGAGCGUCAGAUGUACUCGCCUGAAAGUCGUUGUAAGCAAAAGUCGCUCGCGACGAUCCGCGGACAUGGAACGAACCACAACGGGCGUAGCGUCUCUGUGACAGCUCCAAGUGACGUCGCACAGAAGAAAUUGCUUGAAGGGGUGCUACGGACUGCUAGUGUUGAACCUCAGCAGGUGGCGUACCUUGAGGCCCACGGAACAGGAACAAAGCUAGGUGACACAAUCGAAUUUAGAGCCAUAAAGUCAGUAUUUUCCACUUCACGAAGCGUGGACAAUCCGUUGCUCAUUGGCUCUGGGAAGAGCAAUGUCGGGCACCUAGAAGGUUGCGCUGGUGCAGUAGGUCUGCUCAAGGCUCUCUUAGUACUAUAUUUUCGAGAAGUUCCACCGACACUCCAUUUCAAAAAAAUCAGUCCCUUGAUUGAUGAUGAAGGCUUCGACUAUCAGAUCCCAACUAAAAGGCUGACGCUCGCAGGUGACCGACCAAUCCUUGCCGGUGUUAGCUCCUUCGGACUGGGGGGCUGUAAUGCUCAUGUGAUCAUUGAAUCUGUCCCUAAGGAUAGAGAGAUGGAUGCACUAUCCCUUUCUCGACGCCACAUCUGGGAUCACAUGGAGUUCCCCGUAUUCGAAUCUGCAGACGAUGGCAACUCGUUUGGGGGUUUGGCAAUGCGUCACAAUGUAGACCUUUGCAACAGCACGUGCAACCAUUUGCGCCGACGCAGUACCUCAUCGCUGAUUGGUAAAUGCACGCUGACUCCUGUUUCAGCGCGCCUUCGAAGAUUUACAGCGUUUUCAUCAGGUGAUGGAACUCCUGGCCUUCGAGUUCAGCAGUACGGGACGACAGAAGGUAGCAGCAAAGCCAACGAACCGCAUGCGAUAACCGAGAAACAGAUCUCGCGAUGGACCCGAGAUAGUAGAAAAGGACUUUACGUGGAAGUUGAAUCAAUGAAGGACGAGCUCGAGCGUUCGUUCUCGCUAGAGGACGACAAUGGAAGUGUAACCGGAAGCGUACAAACCGAACAAACUGAACCCGAUCAGAUGGCAAAUGAAGUAGUGAACACUGUAGAUGAAGAGGCCGUACAGACCUUGGUGCUUCAGACGGUUCGACAAAUUCUUAAAGAGGCUGUCUCUAUACAUCGCGAUGUUUCGCUAAAAACACUCGGCAUCGAUUCACUGGCUGCUGUCGAAUUUCGUGAUUCUCUUCAAGAGUCUCUAGGUAUUAGUCUUCCCGCAUCUCUCAUCUUCGAUUUCCCUACUAUUGACGACGUAUGUAGGUUCCUUGCACAGAAACUUCAAAGCGGAGACGGAGGUGAGCGUCGUAAUACUCCAACGAACCUAGCACAACCAAGGCCCAGCACUUCCUCUGAGACAUGCGUGGCAGUCAGGGGGAUGUCGUGUCGGUUCCCUGGAGCAGAAGAUGGCACUACAGAGAGCUUUUGGGAAAUGCUACACAGUGACUCGGACUGCAUACAGGAAAUACCGACAAGCCGUUUCGAUGCAGCUAGUAUUUUUGAUACGGACUAUGGCGCCAGGGAUAAGAUCUACGUUAAAGCAGCAGGCAUUCUGCGUGGUGCGGACAUGUUUGACAAUACGUUCUUCAAGAUAAGCGAAGUGGAAGUUCGCCAUCUUGACCCACGUCAGCGCAUCCUGUUGGAAGUCGCUUACGAUGCUUUGGUUGACUCUCAAGUGUUGGGUGACCAAGGGCUAGCCGCCAUCGACAAUGAGAUAGUCGGAGUUGUGAUAGGAUGCAGCGGAAAUGAUUGGAACACAUUUCUUCAGCAGCACGCUCUAUCCGCUUCCAGUUUUUCCGGUCCUGGUACUUCCCCCGCAUUGCUGUCGAACAGAGUUUCUUACAAUCUCUCAUUGAGAGGUCCAAGCCUUACUGUAGACACAGCAUGCUCUUCCUCUCUAGUUGCCAUAGAUAUUGCCCGACAAUUGCUUAAUGCAUCGCAAUGCAAUUUAGCUCUGGUCGGUGGUGUCCAGUUGCUGUUAACGGCUGACACAUUCAUACAUUACUGUAGAGCAAGAAUGCUUAGUCCUGAUUGCCGGUGUAAAACGUUCGACGCAUCAGCAAAUGGUUACGUCCGCUCUGAAGGAUGCGGAGUGGUUCUGUUGGAGAACACGCACGACAGGCAGGUUUCCAAGAAUACGACCUACGCAUGGCUCUUGGGUUCAGCGAACAACCAUGUUGGGAAGAGUGCAAGCCUGACAGCACCUAAUGGCCCUGCCCAGCAAGCCGUGAUAUUAGCUUCUCUCCGUUCAGCGCACUUACAACUGACCUCUCAGAUUCAUUUGAUAGAAACGCACGGGACGGGAACGUCCCUCGGAGACCCAAUCGAGAUCGGCGCCCUCCAAGCCGUCUACGGGCAGGGAACAAGUGCAGACACGCCUCUUGUUCUGGGAGCGCUCAAAUCGCGUAUCGGGCACACAGAAGGUGCAGCUGGUAUCGCUGGGUUCAUUAAACUCAUCUGUUCACUUCGACAGAGGAUCGCCCCGCCCAAUCUGCACCUCAAGACAUUCAACCCCCACAUCGAUAUCUCGACGGCAGAUUCCUCGAGGCCGUUCCUGUUUCCUACGAAAGCCUAUCCGCUUGACACACUGAUGGCUGGAGAGAAGACCGAGGCGCUUCUUGGAGCUGUCAGUUCAUUCGGGUUUGGAGGCUCAAAUGCGCAUGCAAUCGUUGAGGUCCCUGCACGCCAAGGGCCAACGGGUCGGGAUGCAGCCUACGCCGGACUCAGAGGUGCGGAUGCUGCCACAGAGGCACAUCAACCAAUGGUGUGGCUGUUCACCGGCCAGGGAUCUCAGUAUGUGAACAUGGCGAAGUCUCUCUACGAGACAGAGGAGAGCUUCAGGCAGACAGUGAAGGAAUGCUCCGCAUACCUCGCAACAGAGAAACUACUGCCGACAGAAGGCCCGUCGAGCCUCGAGGAUAUAAUUUAUCCGGGGCAGGACGCAGAUGCUGAGGAGGCAGAGCAUCUGCUGAUGCAGACACAGUAUUCGCAAGUGGCAAUUUUCGUUGUUGAGCUGGCGCUCACUCGGGUUCUGAAAGAGAGGGGACUACGUCCAGCAGCUGUUUUAGGUCACAGCCUCGGCGAAUACGCCGCUGCAGUCACAGCAGGAGUAUUUUCGUGGCGCGAUGCUCUGCGCGUUGUCGCCGUCCGAGCACGCAUCAUGUCUGAGCAGGACCCACAGGAUGGUGUCAUGGCGGCAUGCCGGUUGUCGGCCGCUGAGGUUCAGGCGGCCUUAGAUUCAGACCUGAAGAACCUGAAGUCUGUGGCUGUCGCUGCCGAUAAUGGCCCGCGAAGCGUGGUGGUGUCCGGAAGAAGGUCGGAAGUGGAAGAGGUCCUCUCAUUCUUCAGUAUUUCAGGGAGGGCUCGCUUCCUCAGGGUUUCGCAUGCCUUCCACUCCCCGCUAAUGGCAGGUGCUGUUGAGCCUGUCAGUCGUCUCUUUGAGAGAGUUGAAUUUUCGGAGCCGGCGAUUCCGUUUGUAUCGUCCGCCCGAGGGCGCCUGACCAUUACAAACGAACUAGGUGAUUCGAUAUAUUGGGGGCAGCAAGUGGCGGUUCCAAUCAAGUUUAGGGAGGCCAUCGCUGCUGUAGAGUCGGUGUUUGGUUCUGCAUCUGUUCACUUUGUUGAGGUUGGUCCGUGUGCUGUUCUGGUCCAUCUGGGCCCAAAUUGUUGCAUGCCAUCUGCCGGUGCGCGACAUCGGUGGUCCUUUGCGGUAGGCGACACCCUAGCGAAGGCGCGCGAGAGGGACGUGUCGAGGCUUGUCGUCUGUGAAGCACAGGCUGGCUCAAAAGAACCCGGACACACCUGGCAUCGCAAGCGCUUCCCGUGGAAAGCCUCUCUUCAUCCCCUGCUGGGUUUGCGAGAAGCCACUAAAAAUGAACAUGUUCAAGAACACAUUUACCAGAAGGCGGUGCCGCGUGCUCUCGUCAAAGUGUUCAGCGAAGAAACCAGCCUGGGAAUUUCGACUCUGCCAGCCGCAGCCGUCCUUGAUGCAAUGAUAGCCGCUGCCAAGCUGUGUUCCCGAAUGGGUUCUCCAGGCGAUGACACCUCAAAAGCUGCAAUCCAGCUGAAGAACUUCCGAUCAUAUCGAGAAAUGGUACUUCCAGAACCUCAAGAUUGCGAUAGCACGAACGUUGUUCUGAACGUGUGCUUUCGUUUAGUGACCGAACGUGAAACGCUGGUAAUUGCCAGCUUCGGAAGUUAUGCUCGGUUUCCCACUGACGUAGACGGCUCCAAGGGAAAAUGGCUCCCACUAACGGAAGCAACAGUUAUGCCAGUUUCAAAUGCUAAAAACCAGUGCCCGACACUGUAUGCUCUGCAGCGGCGAUUUUUGAAAGACGAAACCAUGUCCAAACAAGAAGCGACUGAUACCUGGCGCACUGCAGAAGAUUGGGGAGUUCCAGAAAGGUUUACGACGAUACGAGCCAUCCAUCGAAGAGAUGAUGAAGCGCUCGUCCAUCUUUCACGAGCAAGGACUUUGGUAGAGGAAGGCUUCAUAGUCUGUCCCGUCAUCAUCAGAGAACUCUUUUGUGUAGCCGGAACUAUUGCAAAACGACAGGUUCCUUUCGAUCGAGAUCUCGAUUACGCUGUUACGGGAGUUGAAACUGUCAACAGUUUUGCCACCUCUCAGGAUGCGUGUGACAGCUUCUGGGGACACAUUCAUGUCCUUCCUCUCACGUCAGGCCACGCACAAAAGCGGCUCGCAAACGUGACGCUGUACACUGAAAAAGGGAGUGUAACGGUGCAGCUGCAGGCAGUCCAGCUACAUCCUACUGCGCGUGUAUCUGUGCAACGCGAGAUUGACAUGCAGCAAUCUUUGCUUCAGGCAUGCUGUCACCAACCAGAAGGUGUUGUUGACCCUGUGAGCCAGUCUCACACGACAAGAGACAGUUGCCACCAAUCUCAGUCGCUUCGGAAGACAUAUACACACGAUGAGCUUAUCCGUCUGGUCACAGAAGCCUGCCGGCGUGUGAUCGGCACUGACAGCGAACCGGAUGUUCGUACGCCGCUACAGGAGCUGGGCAUCGACUCUCUCGGAGCCGUCGCCUUUCGAGAUGCCCUUGAAGACACGUUUCACCUUAAAUUUCCAGCAACGAUUUUGUUCGACCACCCACACCUGGACGCUCUCAGUCACUUCAUUUCAUGGAGACUUGAAGAGAAGGUUGAAGAAACUGAGCCCACUGGCAUUUCAGUCCCCCUCAGUUUCGAUACCAUGGACGGCGACGUGGCGGUCAUUGGGAUGUCUUGCAGACUCCCAGGAUCCUCAAACACUGCGAGUGACUUUUGGCAAGCGCUUCUGACUACGGACAACUUCGUGGCCGAGAUCCCUCCAACCAGAUUCGACAUCGAGGAGUUCUUCGAUCCUGACCAGGGUGCGAAGGGAAAGAUGUACGUCCGGGAGGGUGGUUUCGUUGACGGGGCAACACUUUUUGAUAAUCGCUACUUCGGAAUCUCAGCAGCGGAAGCCCACGAAAUGGACCCGAGACAGAGACUAUCCAUGGAAGUGGCUGCUGAGGCUUUCUGUGAUGCUGGUGUCGAACAGAACGACGCGGCUUCGGAAGAAACUCUUGUCGUUGUUGGCAAAACGAACACAGACGCUGUGCGAGUAGGCUACAGCCAGUUGUCUCCUUUCAGCUGCAGCGGUGCAAACAACUCAAUUCUCUCAAACAGGAUUUCUUACUUCUUCGGACUGACAGGGCCGAGCAUGACGAUUGAUGCUGCAUGUGCGUCUUCCUUGAUCGCGAUCGUAGCCGGUUUCAAUGAACUCACCAGAGGAGGCUGCAAAACAGCGCUGAUUGUAGGAGUGAAUCUGCUUUUGUCUCCCGAAUGCUACAUCGAGAUAUGCAAGGCAACAAUGCUCAGCCCAGAUUGCCGAUGUAAAACGUUCGAUGCACACGCAAAUGGCUACGUACGCAGCGAGGGGUGCUGUGGAGUAAUUCUGAAAACACUACCUAGAAACACCAAAACCUUGAAAGAAAACGCAAUAUACGCGUGGAUAAGGGGUGCGGCCACUAACCAUGUUGGCCGAAGCGCAAGCCUGACAGCGCCUAACGGUCCAGCUCAGACAACACUCAUGCUUGACACUCUCCGUUCCGCCCGGCUGCAACGAGUAUCAGAUAUCUCCGUCUUAGAGACGCACGGGACAGGAACAUCUCUCGGAGACCCAAUCGAGAUCGGCGCCCUCCAAGCCGUCUACGGGCAGGGAACAAGUGCAGACACGCCUCUUGUUCUGGGAGCGCUCAAAUCGCGUAUCGGGCACACAGAAGGUGCAGCUGGUAUCGCUGGGUUCAUUAAACUCAUCUGUUCACUUCGACAGAGGAUCGCCCCGCCCAAUCUGCACCUCAAGACAUUCAACCCCCACAUCGAUAUCUCGACGGCAGAUUCCUCGAGGCCGUUCCUGUUUCCUACGAAAGCCUAUCCGCUUGACACACUGAUGACUGGAGAGAAGACCGAGGCGCUUCUUGGAGCUGUCAGUUCAUUCGGGUUUGGAGGCUCAAAUGCGCAUGCAAUCGUUGAGGUCCCUGCACGCCAAGGGCCAACGGGUCGGGAUGCAGCCUACGCCGGACUCAGAGGUGCGGAUGCUGCCACAGAGGCACAUCAACCAAUGGUGUGGCUGUUCACCGGCCAGGGAUCUCAGUAUGUGAACAUGGCGAAGUCUCUCUACGAGACAGAGGAGAGCUUCAGGCAGACAGUGAAGGAAUGCUCCGCAUACCUCGCAACAGAGAAACUACUGCCGACAGAAGGCCCGUCGAGCCUCGAGGAUAUAGUUUAUCCGGGGCAGGACACAGAUGCUGAGGAGGCAGAGCAUCUGCUGAUGCAGACACAGUAUUCGCAAGUGGCAAUUUUCGUUGUUGAGCUGGCGCUCACUCGGGUUCUGAAAGAGAGGGGACUACGUCCAGCAGCUGUUUUAGGUCACAGCCUCGGCGAAUACGCCGCUGCAGUCACAGCAGGAGUAUUUUCGUGGCGCGAUGCUCUGCGCGUUGUCGCCGUCCGAGCACGCAUCAUGUCGGUCACCGUCAGGAUGAGGGACGAGAGAUCCAGCAGGCAAGCUGCCGGACCGGAGAUGCACCAGGAGAGUGCCUUCGCCAGCAUGGCGCCCGAUGAGCUCAGAGCGUUGAUCCAAGCCACGGUCUCUGGCGCCGCCAAACAAGUUCUUGGAACUGCAGAAGAACCACCAGCAGAUGCACCUCUGCAGGCGCUGGGAAUCGAUUCGUUGGGAGCAGUCGAAUUCCGCAACGCUGUUCAGGAUGCGUUCGACAUCCGCCUAUCCGCAACGCUUCUUUUCGAUUAUCCGUCGGUUCAGGCUGUUUCGGACCAUCUGUGGAGCAUGGUUAGAGCCAAAACUGCUAUUGACACUUCUUCCAGAGGAGAUGACCAACUCGCAUCUGCUGCAGUCCUACAGGAUGCCGGCGUCAGCAUUGCCGUAGUGGGGAUGGCUUGCAGGCUUCCCGGUUCUGUGAAUGACCUGGAGGCCUUUGAGGAAAUGCUUCUCACGUUCCAGGAUUGCAUUCAAGAAAUUCCACCAUCGCGUUUCAGUAUAGAGGAAGUAUACGAUCCGGAUCCCGACGCCAAGGGAAAAAUAUAUGUUCGCGAGGGAGGGUUCAUUGACGGCGCGGAACUCUUUGACAACAGAUUUUUUGGCAUUUCUGAUGCCGAAGCCCGAGAAAUGGACCCGCGGCAGCGAAUUUCUCUAGAGGUGUCUUAUGAAGCAUUGGUAGAUGCCGGGUAUAGUCGGGAGGAUUUGCUUGGUUCACCCAUAGGGGUUUUCGUCGGAGCAAUGAACCACGAUAAGCUCCACGACUCCAUGAUGCACGCAAACAGUCUCACAGCCACAGGCGCGGCUGUGUCUAUUCUUGCGAACAGACUGUCGUUCGCGUAUGGCCUGACUUCGUCCAGCUUAACUGUUGAUACCGCUUGUUCUUCUUCGCUCGUGGCCAUUGAUAUUGCCAAUAAGGAUCUGCUACUGCGCGUGUGCGAUGGCGGCCUGGUUGUGGGCACUAAUGUCAUAAGCACACCUCAACACUUCUUGGAUACUUCCCGCUCGAGAAUGCUAAGCCGCGACUGUCGCUGCAAGACAUUCGAUGCGUCAGCAAACGGAUACGUACGCGCGGAAGGAUGCUGCGCUCUCAUUCUACAACGGACCAGCACGCCGCAAACACACACGCGCAUUUACGCUGCCCUUGCAGGCACUGCCAGCAACCACGUCGGACGCAGCGCAAGCCUCACAGCCCCAAACGGGCCUGCACAACAGGCAGUAAUACGUGCUGCUCUACGCAGCGCCAAUGUCAACUCGCCGUUAUCCGUUGCGGUAGUGGAGACGCACGGGACAGGAACGUCUCUCGGAGACCCAAUCGAGAUCGGCGCCCUCCAAGCCGUCUACGGGCAGGGAACAAGUGCAGACACGCCUCUUGUUCUGGGAGCGCUCAAAUCGCGUAUCGGGCACACAGAAGGUGCAGCUGGUAUCGCUGGGUUCAUUAAACUCAUCUGUUCACUUCGACAGAGGAUCGCCCCGCCCAAUCUGCACCUCAAGACAUUCAACCCCCACAUCGAUAUCUCGACGGCAGAUUCCUCGAGGCCGUUCCUGUUUCCUACGAAAGCCUAUCCGCUUGACACACUGAUGACUGGAGAGAAGACCGAGGCGCUUCUUGGAGCUGUCAGUUCAUUCGGGUUUGGAGGCUCAAAUGCGCAUGCAAUCGUUGAGGUCCCUGCACGCCAAGGGCCAACGGGUCGGGAUGCAGCCUACGCCGGACUCAGAGGUGCGGAUGCUGCCACAGAGGCACAUCAACCAAUGGUGUGGCUGUUCACCGGCCAGGGAUCUCAGUAUGUGAACAUGGCGAAGUCUCUCUACGAGACAGAGGAGAGCUUCAGGCAGACAGUGAAGGAAUGCUCCGCAUACCUCGCAACAGAGAAACUACUGCCGACAGAAGGCCCGUCGAGCCUCGAGGAUAUAGCUGUUUCGGACCAUCUGUGGAGCAUGGUUAGAGCCAAAACUGCUAUUGACACUUCUUCCAGAGGAGAUGACCAACUCGCAUCUGCUGCAGUCCUACAGGAUGCUGGCGUCAGCAUUGCCGUAGUGGGGAUGGCUUGCAGGCUUCCCGGUUCUGUGAAUGACCUGGAGGCCUUUGAGGAAAUGCUUCUCACGUUCCAGGAUUGCAUUCAAGAAAUUCCACCAUCGCGUUUCAGUAUAGAGGAAGUAUACGAUCCGGAUCCCGACGCCAAGGGAAAAAUAUAUGUUCGCGAGGGAGGGUUCAUUGACGGCGCGGAACUCUUUGACAACAGAUUUUUUGGCAUUUCUGAUGCCGAAGCCCGAGAAAUGGACCCGCGGCAGCGAAUUUCUCUAGAGGUGUCUUAUGAAGCAUUGGUAGAUGCCGGGUAUAGUCGGGAGGAUUUGCUUGGUUCACCCAUAGGGGUUUUCGUCGGAGCAAUGAACCACGAUAAGCUAUACGAUGACUUGCGACAACUUACCAGCUAUAGUGGGACAUCGACUGCCCUAGCAAUUCUCGCAAAUCGUCUCUCGUAUUCGUUUGGCCUUGUGGGACCGAGCGUUACCAUAGAUACGGCUUGCUCUUCGUCGCUUGUGGCUGCGGAGUACGCGACACUUUGCGUUGCAUGCGGAAGGUCCAGGCAAGCUGUGGUGCAUGGCAUUAAUGUGAUACCAAAAGUUGAAGGCGCCAAUGUCAACUCGCCGUUAUCCGUUGCGGUAGUGGAGACGCACGGGACAGGAACGUCUCUCGGAGACCCAAUCGAGAUCGGCGCCCUCCAAGCCGUCUACGGGCAGGGAACAAGUGCAGACACGCCUCUUGUUCUGGGAGCGCUCAAAUCGCGUAUCGGGCACACAGAAGGUGCAGCUGGUAUCGCUGGGUUCAUUAAACUCAUCUGUUCACUUCGACAGAGGAUCGCCCCGCCCAAUCUGCACCUCAAGACAUUCAACCCCCACAUCGAUAUCUCGACGGCAGAUUCCUCGAGGCCGUUCCUGUUUCCUACGAAAGCCUAUCCGCUUGACACACUGAUGACUGGAGAGAAGACCGAGGCGCUUCUUGGAGCUGUCAGUUCAUUCGGGUUUGGAGGCUCAAAUGCGCAUGCAAUCGUUGAGGUCCCUGCACGCCAAGGGCCAACGGGUCGGGAUGCAGCCUACGCCGGACUCAGAGGUGCGGAUGCUGCCACAGAGGCACAUCAACCAAUGGUGUGGCUGUUCACCGGCCAGGGAUCUCAGUAUGUGAACAUGGCGAAGUCUCUCUACGAGACAGAGGAGAGCUUCAGGCAGACAGUGAAGGAAUGCUCCGCAUACCUCGCAACAGAGAAACUACUGCCGACAGAAGGCCCGUCGAGCCUCGAGGAUAUAGUUUAUCCGGGGCAGGACACAGAUGCUGAGGAGGCAGAGCAUCUGCUGAUGCAGACACAGUAUUCGCAAGUGGCAAUUUUCGUUGUUGAGCUGGCGCUCACUCGGGUUCUGAAAGAGAGGGGACUACGUCCAGCAGCUGUUUUAGGUCACAGCCUCGGCGAAUACGCCGCUGCAGUCACAGCAGGAGUAUUUUCGUGGCGCGAUGCUCUGCGCGUUGUCGCCGUCCGAGCACGCAUCAUGUCUGAGCAGGACCCACAGGAUGGUGUCAUGGCGGCAUGCCGGUUGUCGGCCGCUGAGGUUCAGGCGGCCUUAGAUUCAGACCUGAAGAACCUGAAGUCUGUGGCUGUCGCUGCCGAUAAUGGCCCGCGAAGCGUGGUGGUGUCCGGAAGAAGGUCGGAAGUGGAAGAGGUCCUCUCAUUCUUCAGUAUUUCAGGGAGGGCUCGCUUCCUCAGGGUUUCGCAUGCCUUCCACUCCCCGCUAAUGGCAGGUGCUGUUGAGCCUGUCAGUCGUCUCUUUGAGAGAGUUGAAUUUUCGGAGCCGGCGAUUCCGUUUAUAUCGACCGUGCUUGGCCGCCUUGCUGUCGGCAGCGAGUUGAGUGACGCGCUCUACUGGUCAGAGCAAAUCACAAAAUCCGUCCGCUUCCGGGAAGCGGUGGUAGCGGCGUUCGGUGGAGCGGUAGCAGGGCUUUCAGCAGUUGAGCACAUGGCUGAGGUCCUCCUUAGUCUGAAAAGAAUGGGAUUGGAUACAUCACGAGUCUGUGGGCUUGGUGCCAUCUCGUCUAUGGAAACUCUUCAGAACCUUGUACAAGGAGGGACUUGGGCAGGCAUGCUGGUUGUUUCCGGGCUUUGGGCAACCGUAUCAGCCGUUGAGAGCCUGACAGAAACGGCCCACAUUCUGCGCCACUAUGCAUGCCUUUCUACAGAAAUCGAGGUACCUGUAUUGGCUGUUGUUACCCGGGGAGCGCAGCGCUCUGUAGUGUCGCCAGAGACGUUUGGUCAAAGAGAGAGACCGACUCUUGAAUCAGUUCCGCAACAGAAUCAAGUUUUUGGUCACCUGGAAGAUGAAGUGCCUGUGCAUGCCGGGUUGCUGGCCUUCUGCAGAACUUUGCGUUUGGAGAUGGGACGCUGCUGUCGUCGGUUCAAACCGUUCCUGUACUUUGACACCGACAGGCUACACCCAAGGCAAUCGAAAGAAUCGCUUGACUACCGUCUAGGAGCAGUUUUAAAAUGGUUGUCUCGGAAUGACGUACCAGCUUCCUUUUCGGAACAAAUCCGGCCAGAUUCUGACACACUACGUGAAUGGGACAUUGUCAUCAGAAAACAAUCGUACUUUGUUCCCCGAGUUGCACCUGUUCUUCUGAAACAGCCGAGCACAACCGCGGCUGGCAGAAUACAAAAAGCCAAAUCUUAUAUUGUGACAGGGGGGUUAGGUGGCAUAGGCAUCGUCGUGGCGUCUUGGCUGUUGCGUCAAGGUGCAGGCAGGAUUUUCUUGUGGUCCAGAAGAGGGGUACCGACAGAUGACGUGAAAGAAACCAAUCAAUGGUGUGAGCUGAACGCUGCCAUGGAAACCGGGCGAAUUCAAACAGUCAGCUGCGACGUCUCGGAGAUCGAACAAGUCCGCCAUUCGAUUGUAUUGGCUGUCACUGACUCGAUUUUGGGAGGUAUUUUCCACUGCGCAGGCACCGAAGGCAAGGGAAAAUUGCAGGACGUGUCCCAGCAGGACAUUGCAGACGUGAAUGCUUUGCAGGAGGCACUCAAGAUAAAACUGCCUGCAUCCCUUCUUGUUGAGUAUGCAUGCCUUAAAGACAUUAUCCAGUUUAUCAUGGAAAAUUGUUUUUCCGAUGCGGCAAGGUCGACCAGUGAUUUGGUGCCUCUGGUGACACGUGAGCCUGCCGCCAAUGACCAAGGCUUCGCAGUAGUUGGAAUGGGAUGCCGAAUUCCUAAAAAUGCUACGACAACUGAAGAAUUCUGGGAUAUGCUUCUUCAUGAAAUCGACGCUGUGUGUGAAAUACCGAUGGAUAGAUUCAAUAUAGAUGCGUUCUACGAUCCAGACCCCGAACAAGACAAAUGCUAUACUAGAGAAGCCGCGCUUCUGGACCAUCCUGAUUUUUUCGAUAACACGUUUUUCAAUCUAAGUGAUCAAGAAGUUCUCGCAAUCGAUCCUCAGCAGCGCGUGUUGCUGGAGGUAGCUUACGAGGCGCUUUUCGAAGCAGGAUUCACGAAAGAGGCACUGCUCGGUAAAGAUUUCGGUGUCUUCUGUGCAGCAUACAACAAUGACUUUCAGUUUACUAACCUCACCCAAGGAAAAGCGACCAUGUGCGUUUUCGACAAGGGGGAAGGCCGAGGUCGAAUCCCCUCGCUUGGAGAAGCAGCAGGCUAUCCUGAACCUGGAGGAUUCAUGUGCUUCAUUCCAAAUAGAAUAUCGUAUUCCUUUGGCCUUACAGGGCCGAGCAUUGGAAUUGAUGCUGCAUGCGCGUCGUCCUUGGUUGCCUUCGAUGCCGCUGUGACGAAACUGAAACGAGGAGCAUGUUCAGGGGCACUCGUAGGAGGAGUGAACAUAAUAUUGAGUCCAACAUUUUUCCUCGGUGGUUGCAAAGCGCACCAGUUUUCUCGUGCUGGGAGAUGCAAGACUUUCGAUUGCAACGCUGACGGUCUUGUACGUGGAGAGGGGUGCGGUGCAGCCUUCUUACUCCCACUGGAUGCUGCAAGGGAAACGGGCGCUUUCGUGCAUGCUGUUGUUAGGGGGUCCGCUACUUGCCAUUACGGCAGAAGCUCUCAGAUCACCUCUCCAAACACACGAGCUUUGACCCGCGUACUACGGCUUUCGCUGCAAGACGCUAGCACGGCGCCUUCACUUGUGCGGUACUAUGAGGCACACGGGACUGCCACUGUUCUUGGAGACGUCAUCGAAAUGUCAGCAGUUAAAGACGUCUUCCAGACAGGUCGAAAUGCCGCAGCGCCACUGCAUAUGGGUACAGUGCACAAUAAUAUUGGGCACCUCGACGCGGCAGCUGGAAUCGUGGCAUUCUUAAAAACUGUCUUGUGCCUCAAGCACAGAUUCGUCCCGGCAAACAUACACUUCAAGUCAUUGCAUCCAGAUAUACAUGGAAUAGACACUCAGCUCAUUAAGUACACAAGAGAGUCCCACAGCAUAAUGACAGACGAUGUCGCUACGGGCGUCAGAAAAACCAUCUUCGGCGCAAACUUGGCAUACGGAAUGGGUGGGAGUGUCGCCGCCAUAAUAACCGAGUCUGGCGAUGAAGAAGCAGACCGACGUUCAUUGAAGGCUGCUCCACGCCAUGUGUGGAAUCAUCGUCGAUUUCCCUUAAACACGCAGAAGUUCGUCUACCUUAUGGGUGCGAUGGGACAGAUAUCGAUGGAUGACAUGCCAACUCCUCAGUCGGACGUCAUCCACGUAAUGAAGCGUCUCUCAGCUACAGCACUGAAUGUUGCUUUUAUGAGGAAAUUGAGUCCUUCCACGUGUGCGGCCGGCAGCAUUCGCUCAGUAUUUCUAACUGGUGCCACAGGGUUCAUUGGCAGCCAAGUGCUCUUUCAUCUUCUCCAGGUAAAGCGUCAGGAUCCCAAGCUUGGAACAGAGGACAAGAAGCUCACCAUAUACUGCCUGGUCCGCGCCAGGGACAGGGCCCACGGCAUAUACAGAAUUAGAGACUCUUUGGUGGGUCGUGGAAUCGAAUGGAAACAUGAAUUUGAUCAGCAGGUAAUCCCCGUCAUCGGGAACUUGGAAGAAGGUGAAAACAUGGGAUUGGGACCGAAGCAAAUGCAGUACUUGGAGCAAACUGUCGACGCUGUCUACCAUGCCGCCGACUACGUAAAUUUUGCAGCACCAUAUGAUGCGUUAAGGAAAUCAAAUGUACUAUCUUUGAUACCCAUCUUGAAGCUUUGUACAACGUAUGUGGCAAAGCCUCUACACCUUGUCUCAAAUUUCGCACACCACCUCCAGUAUUUUGCUGGGUUCUCGGAGGAUUUGAAUAUUGCAGUGGAUGAAACAGUGUCACCACCUUUGAGUCCUGCCAGCAUUGACCGUUUGGAGCAGCAAAUGCCUGCAGGGAUUAUCGGAUAUCCGUGGACAAAAUGGGCUGUUGAGGAGAUCAUUGGCCGUAUGAAAGACGUCCUCCACGAACGGUGUGAAGAAGAAGGUCAAAGGGUUUCCAUGGAGGAGUCAGAAAAGAAAGAUAUCCUUUCAAAGUUCCAGGUCACAGUUUACCGGCUGCCCAACUCUUGUGUGUACUACAAUAAUGGCUACACAAACUUCGCAAAUGCGUCUUUGUCACUUGUGUUAGCCUCUGCACAAGAACGGAUGAUUCCCCCUGGCGUGCUGCCUGUCGGUGCGCCUUUCCUUACAACGCCGGUAGACCUCAUUACAGGGAUUCUAGUCAAACUCUCAAUGACUGAGAGAAAGAGACACCACGUUUACCAUUUAGUAUCCCUUCGGGUAGCAAGGAGAAAGCACGUUGUGCAGGCGAUAAAAUGGCUCUUUCCAGAUAGUGUAGAAUGCACAGCAGAUGAACUUUUCAGGCGCAUCGACGAAAACAAAGAGAAUUCACCGGCACAUCCGCUACGAGCAGCAAUGAGAUUUUGGCGGAGGUACUGGUACUCUUCGGAUACAGAUCGCGACAGUCCGUUUCCGGUAGCGGUGAACAAUGUCGAAGAUGAUCUCCCUGGUGUAAUGGCGACAUUCCCUAGCCUUGCUGAUACCUGGCUAAGAAUGGCAUCAUAUUGCGUGAAAAACUACCAUAUGGUUCGACAUCCCGUCACCCUCGCAAUUUCCUUCGAACGCCUGAAGAAAGCAAUCGCUGGCAUUACCAAACAACGAAUUGAUGAGCUCGCUUUGCCGUCUCAAACUCAGGAGCUCCUCAACGAGACUUGCUCAACAGAGGAUACCACAGACAUUGCAGCUGUAAAGGCCCUAGUCGAACAUGCAAACCUGAGAAAGUACGAUGACUGUGCCGUUUCCGACGUUCCAGAUCCGCGGGCACGUGCCUAA